Molecule: messenger RNA, 1496 nt
Organism: Panicum hallii
Lineage: Eukaryota; Viridiplantae; Streptophyta; Magnoliopsida; Poales; Poaceae
Product: dnaJ protein homolog
Exons: 6
Coding region: 95-1348 (417 amino acids)
Biological process (GO): protein refolding; response to heat
Cellular component (GO): cytosol; cytoplasm
Molecular function (GO): ATP binding; Hsp70 protein binding
Source: RefSeq, a predicted model, not a curated record
CUCUCCCUCCUCACAAACCGCUCCCGACCCGCGAGCUCGCUCCCCGUCGGAUCGAACAGCUAGGGUUUCGGAGGAAGACUUGUGCGGCGACGAGAUGUUCGGGCGCGCGCCGAAGAAGAGCGACAACACGCGAUACUACGAGAUCCUGGGCGUGCCCAAGGACGCGUCCCAGGAUGACCUCAAGAAGGCCUACCGCAAGGCCGCCAUCAAGAACCACCCCGACAAGGGCGGGGACCCUGAGAAGUUUAAGGAGCUAGCUCAGGCUUAUGAGGUCCUCAGCGAUCCUGAAAAGCGAGAGAUUUAUGAUCAGUAUGGUGAGGAUGCCCUUAAGGAGGGAAUGGGAGGUGGAGGAGGAAUGCAUGACCCAUUUGAUAUCUUCCAAUCCUUCUUUGGUGGAAGCCCCUUUGGAGGUGGUGGUAGCAGUAGGGGCAGGAGGCAGCGUAGGGGUGAGGAUGUGGUUCACCCUCUGAAGGUUUCUCUGGAGGAAUUGUACAAUGGCACCUCAAAGAAGCUCUCACUGUCGCGCAAUGUACUCUGCUCCAAGUGCAAUGGCAAGGGUUCAAAGUCUGGAGCUUCAUCGAGGUGUGCUGGUUGCCAAGGCUCUGGGUAUAAGGUCCAAAUCCGACAGCUGGGACCAGGAAUGAUUCAGCAAAUGCAGCAUCCUUGCAAUGAGUGCAAGGGUACUGGGGAGACCAUCAGCGAUAAGGACAGAUGCCCACAAUGCAAGGGUGAGAAGGUGGUUCAGGAGAAGAAGGUUCUCGAGGUGGUGGUCGAGAAGGGUAUGCAGAAUGGCCAGAAGAUUACCUUCCCUGGUGAAGCUGAUGAGGCGCCGGAUACUGUCACCGGAGACAUCAUCUUUGUCCUCCAGCAGAAGGAGCAUCCCAAGUUCAAGAGAAAGGGCGAUGACCUCUUCUAUGAGCACACUCUGACCUUGACUGAAUCUCUCUGCGGUUUCCAGUUUGUUCUGACCCACUUGGAUAACAGGCAGCUGCUAAUCAAAUCAAACCCCGGUGAAGUUGUCAAGCCUGACUCGUUCAAGGCGAUCAACGAUGAGGGCAUGCCCAUGUACCAGAGGCCCUUCAUGAAGGGCAAGCUGUACAUCCACUUCUCGGUGGAGUUCCCGGACUCUUUGAACCCGGAGCAGUGCAAGGCACUGGAGGCUGUCCUCCCUCCCAAGCCAGCAUCGCAGUACACGGACAUGGAGCUCGACGAGUGUGAGGAGACAAUGCCGUACGAUGUUAACAUCGAGGAGGAGAUGCGGAGGCGGCAGCAACAGCACCAGGAGGCCUACGACGAGGACGAGGACAUGCCUGGCGGUGCGCAGAGGGUGCAGUGCGCCCAGCAGUAGGUGCUGUAGGAAGAUUUGUUCGACGGUGGCGGCAAAUUUGUUGUUUCGCUAUAUGCGAGUACUGUUGGGUCCCAAGUUUUCCCGCGUAUUAUGUGAUGAUACUUUCGGUUAUGAAAAUACUACAAUAUUCGCUCCGUGGAGCAGGAGA